AGAGAGGCGGGGCCUAGGCGGUUGCCAGGGGAACGGUGCGGCCUAGCAGUCAAACCCGCAGCCUGAGACAUCAAGGGAGCUCACUUGACCUGCGGGCGGGAAACAACGGAAAAAAGACCUUUAAAAGAAGCCCCUUAAAAACGAUCCCGGAUCUCUGAAAACUGGGAAUCGGCAGCUGGAUUUCUGCACCCCAAAGAUGGGGGACCCAAAUGAGCCCUGAUAAAAGAACCCGGUUUGAAGAAACCCCAGGACUCUGUUGCCCUUGAGAUCAGUGCACACAAAGGUGGGAAAGGAUGCCGUUGGUCAGCGGACUGGUUCCCUCUCGAUUCCUGGUCCUCACAGCUCAUCUGGUCAUUGUCAUCACCAUCUUCUGGUCCAGGGAAAACAAUGUCCGUGCUUCCCUCCCUCUUCAGUGUACACCAGAAGAAUAUGCCCGCCGAGACACCGAGAUGGUGGUGGCCUUGUCCGUCACUCUCGGGCUGUUCGUGGUAGAGCUGACCGGCUUCCUCUCCGGGGUGUCCAUGUUCAACAACGUUCAAAGUCUGCUUUCCACCCUGGCUCACGCUUCCGCCGGAGUCGCACUGCUCUUCUUUCUGUUCGAGCAGUGGGAUGGCGGCCUGUACUGGUGGAUCUUUGCGUUUUGCAGUGCCUUGCCUGCUGCGGUCGAGAUCUUCCUGUUCGUCUCCGUUUUCGGACUCAAGAAGAAGCCGCUGUGAAAAAGGAGGACGACGAUCCCUGCCUUAAAUCUCGUUCGGGUUAUCCCAGGGCAGGGAGAGCACCGAAAGAACACGAGUGGGAGGUCAAAUGUCCUUCGUUUAGGACUAUCAGCUGUUUCUGGUUUUCAGCUCCGCCUUUGCUUGGCACCUCAACGGA
Molecule: messenger RNA, 873 nt
Organism: Notechis scutatus (mainland tiger snake)
Lineage: Eukaryota; Metazoa; Chordata; Lepidosauria; Squamata; Elapidae
Source: RefSeq, a predicted model, not a curated record